AUGACUGAAAUGUAUGACAUCAUUGCCCUUGGUCAUGACCAUAUCGACCUUGGAGGAUUAAAAAAGAAUGAAAGUCAAAAUAAUACAUUUUGUGCCCUGUCCGUCAAGCUGGCGGCUCAGGGCGUUCGAAAACUCAAAAUUGGCAAGCUUAUGAAAACAAUGCAAAAACAACGCGGAAAAGGCAAGCGCCGUAAAGCUGGCCGUGGAAAAAAGCAACGCAAAAGCAAGAAUAAAAAACCGAAGAAAGGUUCCACUAAUGAUGUACAAGGGGAUUCCAAUCAGCGUUCUAAACGAGAUGUUUCAUUCAUGAGAGAGCCGAUUGCACCGUAUUUCAAGUGGGUAAGAUCGAAACGUAUACAUAUACCACAAGGAUGGCUGGAUGCUGCAAAAAAUAGCAAGACGAGCGAAUAUCCCAUUGAGUACGAUUAUGCUGUUAUAGAACUUAAACGAGCACUCGGAACAGAGUACAUGGAUAUCGGAAUUUGUCCUGAGAAAGAAGCAAUCCCAUCUGGUCACAGAAUUCACUUCACCGGGUUUGAUACAGACCGUAGCAAUCAAAUGUUAUACCGUUUCUGCCCAAUUGAAGACGAGUCUCCCGAUCUCAUGUACCACUAUUGUGACGCACAAGAGGGCACCUCUGGAUCUGGUAUUUACAUUCGGUUGUAUGACAAGCAAACCGAACGAUGGUCUCGCAAAGUUAUCGGCGUAUUUUCUGGUCAUCAACGAGUGCAGUUUGACGGUUCUCACAAAGAAUUCAACACCGGGGUGCGUAUAACUCCUCUCAAAUACGCUCAAAUUUGCUACUGGACCAAGGGGGAUUACUCUCAAUGUCGUGGCGGAUAAAAGAACAUAUUUUCCCGCUGUUUUUAUUAACUGAAUUGGUACCGUUGGGAACUGCCAAUUUACAGUAUUGAUUUAAACGCAUAGAAGUUCCAAUAAAACAGAAAACGUCCAACAUUUGGACACAUAAUAGCAGGUUAGAGAAAGAUGGUGGGUUACGUAAAAGAGAAAAAUCCACGGAUUUGCCAAUGUUAAAAUAUUGGUACUAAUGUUCAUAGGCAGAUUUUUCGGACACUGUAAUAAAAAUACACUAGAUUUACUGAUAUUCGAAAGUCAUUAGUUUGUGUUUUAACAUCGAUUUUAGUGGCGAAUAUUUAUCGUAUGUUUGAAUUGAAUUUGGCAGUAUAAGAUAACCGAUGGUAGAAAAUUAACUUAAAAAGUUUUCCAGCUUGUUCUAUACAUUGCAGCUUUUGCCAUCUUAAAACUCCAGUAACAAUGUUGAAAAAUUAUAUCAAAAUAACUAGAAUUUUUUAUAUUAAAAUUAGACAUUUUAUAUUCUUGGGAAAAUAUUAAGUAAUAUAAUACUCCGUUUUUUAAUGUGAAACGAGAUUCCUAAUGUCAAUAUACAUCACUAUCAUAAACAUAAUUUAUGCUAAAUCGUAUUCUGUUGAAAAUAUUAAAAAAAUUAACUCUGCUCGUUAAAAUAGUCACGUACAUCCAUUUACUCAUUGAAAAAGAAUAUCGUAUUGUAGUGUCUGCCGUCAAAUAAGGGUUAUUUUAGUUGUCCUUGAUUUCAAUAAGUUAUUGGCGUGUGGGAGCAGUGGGGUGUCAGCACUUUUUUCGUGUGAGAAAACAAUUCCCACAGUUGUCAUUUUGUUUUCAAUACUCAUUUAAUAUCAAAUUUAAUGGAAUAAAGAAUUAUGGCUAAAUAGUUCUAUAAUUUUCUGCAAUGGCACCGUCAAAUAAGUCACGAUGUCAUUGAUGAAAUAUAAAAAUUUUGUGUAUAAUAUAUUGUAAUUUGGCAUUUUCGAAUAACUCUGAUUUCGGAUUUAUUCGGUUUAGGCUGAAGUGCAGUGAACACAGUUUUUUCGUGUUGCGUUGUUAUCCAUUACAACCCACUAUUGGAAUUACUCCCCGGCAACCUUUCAUUGCGUUAAACUCUGUUAGCAAUUUGACUUAUAUUUGAAGGACAACGAAUUUUCAACUUGUUCAGCAUAAGUUUCAUCAUGUCGUAUUUUUAUUUUUUAUUUCUCAUUUUUUGUUCCAGCUUUGUCGCAGCAUAUCAAUUUUCUAAUUAUUUUUCCUGCUUAUUUUUAUUGUUUGUUUAUAAUAAGCUUAUUCAAGUAUAUUGUCAUCAUUGAUACUACCAUUAUUAUAUUACUGUAAUUUUAUCCAUUGAUCAAACACGGCCCCUUGAUAAAUUCGGUCUGGAGUACUUUUUUCCAUUGGCCUGGUAAAUAAAGUACCCACGUUUGACAAGAUUUCUUAGUUGUGAUAACCUUUAAUUUGGCCUAUAUAUGGCUCAUAUCUUUAUGAUCAGAGGUUAAAACUAAAUUACCUUGAAAUACCAGUUAUUUUUAUACAAUUUAGUAGUUCAUUUGCUAUCAUUAUAAGCUUACGAUUUGAAAAAAAGCCAAUUUUUA
This is a messenger RNA of Styela clava, 2423 nucleotides long. The record is from RefSeq and is a predicted model, not a curated record. NCBI's taxonomy places the organism in Eukaryota, Metazoa, Chordata, Ascidiacea, Stolidobranchia, Styelidae.